Molecule: messenger RNA, 1027 nt
Organism: Brachypodium distachyon (stiff brome)
Lineage: Eukaryota; Viridiplantae; Streptophyta; Magnoliopsida; Poales; Poaceae
Product: peptidyl-prolyl cis-trans isomerase FKBP20-1
Exons: 7
Coding region: 258-818 (186 amino acids)
Biological process (GO): protein peptidyl-prolyl isomerization
Cellular component (GO): cytoplasm
Molecular function (GO): peptidyl-prolyl cis-trans isomerase activity
Source: RefSeq, a predicted model, not a curated record
GUGACGUCACGUGAAGGCGAAGCCAUCCUCGGAUCGCAUUCGGCAUUCCCUGAUUCUGAUUCCCUCCCUUCCAGAUCUAUCCACUAUCGUCUCUUCCUCCUCUCCCGUCUUCCUCUCCAAAUUCCACUCGGCCUCUCUCCUACCCACCCCCGGUAAGGUUCUCUCCGUUGCCACUGCAGUCGCUGUAUCCCUUAUUGGCUUUCCUCUCCCCAAUUCGUAGCGGCCGGAUCCGAGAAUCUCCUUUCAACAUCAAGGUAAUGGCAGAGACCGUAGAUUUAACAGGGGAUGGAGGUGUCCUUAAGACGGUGGUUAGGAAAGCAAAGGAUGAUGCCAUAAGUCCAUCUGAUAGCCUUCCCUUGGUUGAUGUUCAUUAUGAAGGUACACUGGCUGAAAACGGUGAAGUUUUUGACACCACACAUGAAGACAAUUCUAUUUUCUCAUUUGAAGUUGGGCAGGGAGCUGUCAUUAAAGCAUGGGAUUUGGCCUUAAGAACUAUGAAGGUUGGAGAAGUUGCAAAAAUAACAUGCAAGCCAGAAUAUGCGUAUGGAAGUGCAGGCUCGCCACCAGAGAUACCGGCAAAUGCAACUCUCAUUUUUGAGGUGGAGUUACUGGCCUGCAAGCCAAGGAAAGGUUCAAGUCUAGGCAGUGUAUCUGAUGAGAAAGCCAGGCUAGAGGAGCUUAAGAAACAGAGGGAGCUAGCUGCUGCUACCAAAGAGGAAGAGAAGAAGAGGAGGGAGGAAGCAAAGGCUGCUGCAGCAGCUCGUGUGCAAGCCAAACUUGAUGCAAAGAAGGGCAAGGGAAAAGGAAAGGGCAAAUAGAUUACACGGCUUAUAUAGUUUGCUGCUGAGUGCUAACUAUUGUAACCUAGAAAAUAAUCUUCAUAAAGCAACGUACUGCAAGAUUGCUUAUUAGCUAGCGUGCCUGGGGAUGCUUAUGUUAUUCCACAUUAUGGCCGUACUGAAAAGACUAAACAAUUGCAAUAAUCUAAACGCUUCUGUCCGAGUAACUAAUUAUUGGGCAACAAUGA